AUGACACCAAACUCCCGCUUCAUCAUAUUGACCUGGCUUCUCGUCAAUUGCAUUAACAAAAGUGCUCUUGCGGCCAAACGUCUGAGUUAUAAUGGGCUUGCGCAAACGCCCCAGAUGGGAUGGGAUACAUACAAUGCCUACGCCUUGGAGUAUAAUGAAACCACCAUUACCACCAACGCGAAUGCUCUCGUCCAGCUUGGUUUCCGUGACCUGGGGUACCGAGUCGUGAUUUUCGACGAUGCCAUGACCGAGCUCAACCGCAGCUCAGACGGGUCGUUGGUGGAAAACGCGUCCAAGUUUCCCUCGGGCUUAGCCCAGAUCGCCGACAAUUUGCAUCGAGACGGUCUUCAGUUUGGUGUGUACAGCUCGGCUGGUCGGUUCACAUGUGGUGGAUAUCCGGGAAGUCUGGGAUAUGAAUACACCGAUGCAACGUGGUGGGCCAGUCUGGGGGCGGACUAUCUCAAAUAUGACAAUUGCUACAACGAGGGACUCUCGGGGACGCCGAAACUCAGCCAGGACCGAUAUGCGGCCAUGUCCAACGCCCUCAAUUCGACGGGUCGACAGAUCACAUACAGUCUCUGCAACUGGGGUGAUGACAAGCCAUGGGAGUGGGCUUCGACGAUCUCCAACUCGGCCAGAAUGAGCGGUGACAUCAACGACGGGUUUGAUAUGCCAACUGCGAGUUGUCCAUGUGGGCCAGACGAAUAUUAUUGUCAAGUGCCGGGCCACGGAUGCAGUGUGAUCAACAUCUUGGGAAAGGCUAGCCACUUUGUGAGCAAGAAUCAACCUGGCUAUUGGAAUGAUCUGGACAUGCUCGAGGUUGGUAAUGGCGGCAUGGACUAUGACGAAUACAAGCUUCACUUUAGCAUGUGGGCGGCAAUCAAAAGCCCAUUGAUCAUGGGGAACAAACUGGAUCAGUUGUCAGCCCAAGACUUUGGCAUAUUGGUGAACCCUGCAGUGCUCGCAAUCAGUCAAGACCCAGCGGGGAGUGCGAUCCAGAGGCAGCUUGUGAGGCAGGUCAACGACAAGGACGAGUAUGGGUUCGGAGAACUACAGGUAUGGUCGGGGGAGCUCGACAAUGGUGACCAGGUGGUGGCGUUUCUAAACAUUGGUAACUCAUCCACGACAAUGGAAUUCUCAUUGGUCGAGGUGUUUGGAGGGAUCAGGACGAACAAGAACGCUCAGAAAAGGUGGGAUCUCUUUGAUGUCUGGGGCAACGAGACAGUCAUGAGCAACGAGGUGGCGACUCAAAUUCUCAAUGGAACUCUGGCUGCUGGGGAUGCAACAGGCUACUAUAAUGCCACAGCAAUGUCGUGGUCCCAGGGACUCAAUCAAAACAACCCGCUCUUGUUUGGGACGCCAGUGGGGACAGUCCAGCCUGGUGAGAUGCUAUCCGCUGAAGUUCCAAGACACGGGAUCCAGAUGUGGCGGCUGAGAGAAGCGAAUAUGUCGAGCAGAAAGCGAGAUGAGGUGUAA
Exophiala mesophila is the source of this 1476-nucleotide messenger RNA. RefSeq lists its product as uncharacterized. Bases 1 to 1476 code for a protein of 491 amino acids. The record is from RefSeq and is a predicted model, not a curated record. The transcript has 2 exons. Gene Ontology annotation, biological process: carbohydrate metabolic process. Lineage: Eukaryota; Fungi; Ascomycota; Eurotiomycetes; Chaetothyriales; Herpotrichiellaceae. Gene Ontology annotation, molecular function: alpha-galactosidase activity.